AUGAGGACAGCCAGCGGAGCGAGCGACAACAACAUGGGCCUCACCCCGGUGCGCAUAAGGGGGAAACAAAAGCGUAAAUCCCCAGGUACCACUCCUUCCAUGACAGCAGAGAAUGCGCCCACAAAGAUGAAGAGAUCUCUGGACUCGGUUCGAGCUAGCCGCUCAUCUCGUCAUCGUCAUCGUCCUACUCUCGAUUCUCUGCCAGUCGAGCUUCUGGAAAGCAUCCUCUUGUAUUCAGAAAACCUGUCACUCCCUCGAUCCAACCCUCUGAUUGGGGCAAAACUCUCUGGGAAAGCUACCAAGUUGCGUUUGUUCAUGACGGCCUUCCACGACACCUGGAACCAAUGGUUUGGCAUUCCCAGAUGUGAGGUAUACGGGCCUGAGCAGGAUCCGAAUAACGACUUCCUGUGUGACGGCGACCCUUCGUUCCAGUCUGCUGUGUUAGGCCUCCCCUGGGUAGACAUCGACCUCAUUCUGCAGGCGCAACAGACUUGGUCAGAUAGAUAUGCCCGAGACAGAUGGUACCAGCACAGUCUCACGUUUAAAGAGGGUCUAGACAGACCGGAUGACGGCCACGACGGUGGAUAUUCGCACUUCAACGCUCGGGAGUGCUUCGAGGCAGAUUAUGAGCGAGCUCUUUCCUGGCCUGCAUUUGAAGCCAACCCCAGGUUAUGGGGUACGGUGGAUAUUCAUCCCAUGGUUCGCAUCCCCAUGGACUUAGUCAUAGGCCCGUGGGAUGAUGAAAUGAAACGGCGCCUCUUUUGGCUCACUCGUGGUUGUUUAGACCUAGCUGCGGACGACCAGAUUUCUUGGGAGCUCAAGGUGGAGUGUCUCCAGAAUGUGGUGCUAUUUGAAGAGAAGCCUGAUCCCUUGCUUGUCAAUUGCCUUAUUAAGGAUUGGGUCUUUACGGAUUUACCAGAGGAUGUUGUGCGGGAGCACGUCGCCAAUAUUGACAAACGUCUUGAAUGGGGGUGUGAUGAUUAUGAGUGUAGGGAAAUUCUUAGCCGGGUACGGCGGGACUUAUUUUAUAAUGGAGCUUCUCCCGUUCAUACAGAGAUGUGA
This is a messenger RNA of Pochonia chlamydosporia 170, 1062 nucleotides long. RefSeq lists its product as hypothetical. Lineage: Eukaryota; Fungi; Ascomycota; Sordariomycetes; Hypocreales; Clavicipitaceae. The coding region runs from base 1 to 1062 and encodes 353 amino acids. The transcript is spliced from 2 exons. The record is from RefSeq and is a predicted model, not a curated record.